GGAUACAGCCUGCAUUUAGACAGUGCCUUCCAUGCUAUCAUGUCGCUGGAGUUUAUUAGUCAAACCUCUGCAUGUAUUACUUACAGUGUAAUCUCUUCUGUAAGUCAGUGCAGAUAAUUAAGAGCCGGAAUUAAACAAAUAUUAUCAUAAUACACGGUACGUUGGUUUCAUUUAGUGUUGAUGGCUUACUUUCUCUCCACAUGUAACAGCCUAACUAGCUAUUAGGCUUUAAGCUAUUAAGUGGUUAUUGUUAUUAAUAAACGCCUUUGUGUAAACAGCUGCUGCAGAGGCGCAGAGUAAAUUCAUCUUAUGAUUCAGAAUAAUAUGUUCCGGUUUGGACUAAACUAACUGCGUUAACAACACCUCUUCACAUUUACUGACCUUGGGCUAUAGGCCCAAAUUAUAUUUCAAAUUAUUUAGAAAUAGACAAAGUCUCAAUGCACCUUUAUACAAAUCCGGACAUUGAUUUAGAUUCCUAAUAAGCAGAGGAAAUAAUAAGGGAGAACUCCCUGAUUCAUCACAGGAUACACGUGGGGAGAGUAAAGACAGUACAGUGUGUUUAAAAAGAUUUCCAGUAAGCAAUAUUUUUGCUUACAGCAACACUCAUAAGAUAUCCAGAUUUUUUUUAACAAAAGCCUUCACAAUGGAGACAUUGACGCACCUCUGUCGGCGCAAAGCCUGUACCCUGCUACCCAGCUUACUGAGCAAAACAUGCAGCAGGAGUCACUACUGCCAUCCACAAGCAUCACAGUGCUCCGCUCGCGUUUCCUCCAAACCACUGACUCCAACACCUUUGGUAUCAAGGAUCUUCCAGCCUUCGAACCUGCGUGAAGGCCAGGAUACCGGGGACAUGACGUGCCGCAGCCAGAGGCUGAUGCUGAAGGCUGGCCUCAUUCACAGCUCCAACCCAGGCUGCUUCUACUACCUUCCUGCUGCUCUGCGCUCCAUGGAGAAGCUAGUGAGACUCAUUGAUGAGGAAAUGCAGGCUAUUGGUGGACAGAAAGUGGACAUGCCAGCUCUGUGUGGAGCCGAGCUCUGGAAGCGGAGUGGGCGAUGGGAGCUCAUGGGGAAGGAGAUGUUCAGGUUGCAGGAUCGACACAAUGCGGAGUACUGUCUCGGCCCGACACACGAGGAGGCAGUGACGGAUCUGCUGGCAUCUCAGAGCACGUUAUCUUAUAAACAGCUGCCACUGCUGCUUUAUCAGGUUACCCGGAAAUUCCGUGAUGAGCAGAAGCCGAAGUUUGGAUUGCUCCGAGGUCGAGAGUUCUACAUGAAAGACAUGUACUCCUUUGACAUCAGCGAGGAAGCUGCUCUGCACACCUACCGCUCUGUGUGCCAGGCCUACGCUCGCCUGUUUGACCGUCUCGGUCUGAGGUGGGUACAGGUGCAGGCUGCUACCGGUAAUAUCGGGGGAACGCUCUCACAUGAGUUUCAUCUGCCAGCUGAUAUAGGAGAAGACCGUCUGCUUAUGUGUGGGAAUUGUGGCUUCUCCGCUAAUGUCGAAACCGUGGAAGCAGGUCAAACUGACUGCCCUCAGUGCCACACGACUCAUCUCACCGAGUCAAAAGGCAUUGAACUGGGACAUACUUUCUAUCUUGGAACAAAAUAUUCCAAAGUAUUUAAUGCCACGUUUGUUAAUGCUCAGAACAAGCCUUCAGUGACAGAGAUGGGCUGUUUUGGCCUGGGUGUUAAUCGCAUCCUUGCUGCAUCCAUUGAGGUGCUCUCCUCUGAGGACUACAUUCGUUGGCCUGGGCUUCUUGCGCCUUAUCAAGUGUGCAUCCUGCCCCCAAAAAAGGGCAGCAAAGCCGGUGAAGCCAUCCACUUGGCAGAGGAACUUGCACAAAGCUUAGGAAACAGCUUACCAAAUCUAAAAGGAGAAGUGGUUCUAGAUGACAGAACCCAGUUGACCAUUGGGAAGCGGCUAAAAGACGCUAACAUGCUGGGUUACCCGUAUGUGGUGGUGGUUGGACAAAAGGCCAUGGAGGAGCAGCCCGUGUUUGAAGUGGUGUGUCAGAGCAGUGGGGAGACAAUGUACCUCAGUAAAGAUGCCUUGAUGCACGUUUUGACUGGAGUUGAGACAGUUUAACACUGUCGAAUCCUCUACAUUUUCAAGCUUUUCAUGCUUUUAGCAUGAGAUGGAUGCUGGGAAUGUCUAAAGCUCUGCAGGGAAGUGGGCCUUCAGGACUAGAGUUGAGAAACUCUGAUAUCUAAACUACUUUGGAGUGCGUAACUUCAUAUGAUCUGAAAUAUGAGAAAGCAUUUAAGAAAGAGUUUGUUUUUUGUCAUUGAUGUAUGGAAGUAUGUAUCAAAUAUGGUGCUUUCCAUGUCUGCUGAUAAUGACCUUCUUUUAAUAAAGCUGAUCGGUUUAUACUAAAAAAAAA
Molecule: messenger RNA, 2381 nt
Organism: Hemibagrus wyckioides
Lineage: Eukaryota; Metazoa; Chordata; Actinopteri; Siluriformes; Bagridae
Gene: pars2
Product: prolyl-tRNA synthetase 2, mitochondrial
Exons: 3
Coding region: 644-2086 (480 amino acids)
Biological process (GO): prolyl-tRNA aminoacylation
Cellular component (GO): mitochondrion; cytoplasm
Molecular function (GO): proline-tRNA ligase activity; ATP binding
Source: RefSeq, a predicted model, not a curated record